Messenger RNA from Clupea harengus (Atlantic herring), 2623 nucleotides. It is a transcript of the gene srfbp1, whose product is annotated as serum response factor binding protein 1. Gene Ontology annotation, biological process: maturation of SSU-rRNA. Lineage: Eukaryota; Metazoa; Chordata; Actinopteri; Clupeiformes; Clupeidae. The record is from RefSeq and is a predicted model, not a curated record. Gene Ontology annotation, cellular component: nucleus; 90S preribosome.
ACGUUACUUGCGUCGGAUAGAGCAUACGUACAGCGGACCAAGAUGGCUGCGCCCCGUCACAGUUGUAACUUUCCUUAAAAAUGUGUUUAUGAAGGUUUAUGGAGAAAUCUGGUAAAGAAAUCAAGAUGCCGACUGUGCUGAAUCUUAGCAAUGAGGUGGUGAAGAUGAGGAGUGAGGUGAAGAAGGUGAAGGUGUUCAUCAUUCGCAAGCUCACUCGUCAGAUGACCAUGCUCAAGAAGAAGAAAGGCAAAGAGGAGGAGAUGCAAAGGAACCAGCGGCGGGCAGCAAGACUGUUGGAGGAGAUGCAUGAGAUAAAAAUCCUAGCACCGGACACCAUCACCAAGGCUGCCUUGCAGAAAGACAUCAACUUUGAGAAGGUGUGUCAGGAUCCAGAGGCUAGCAUCUCGGGACGUGCCAUAGCUCGCAUUGCCACUCACCCUCAGUUCAGCCAAAGAAUCCAGAGCAUCAAGGACAGAAUCAAAGCCUUUAAAGAUGAGAGGACCGGCAAGUCAAAGGAAGAGAAAACCAGUGAAAAAGACAAAAUUGAAAUCAUUUCUGAAAAACAGGAUGAUACGCCCUUGGUCAUUGAAGAGGUUCAGGCCACAGCUGGUGAGGUGACGGUACUGACAGAGAAACAGGACGAAAAUGAUAACCCACCAAGUGAAGGCUGUGUUACUGGUACAGAUAUAACAACUGCAUCUCAAACUAAGCCAAAUGAUGAGGCAGCGACAGUAGAACAGACAUCAACCGAAGGCGAGAAGGUGCCAGCAGAGGUGGUGAGGAUGAGGAAGGAGGUAAAGAAGAUAAGAGUGCUCAUCAUUAGCAAGCUCACAAACCAGAUGGAUGUCCUCAAGAGGAAGAAAUGUGAACCAUCCGAGGUGGAGGACAACCAGCAGAAGACCUUCAAACUUCUCAAAGAAAUACAAGUGCUUAGAAGUAUCCAACCAGAUCACAUGACCAAGGCUGCCUUGCUGGAGAAUGCUAACUUGGAGAAAGUGGGCGAUGACCCUGAUGUUAGCCCACUGGAACGAGCCACUGCUCGUAUCAUCACACAUCCUCGAUUCAUUAAGAAGCUGGAAGCAGUCAAGGCAGCAGUUCAGGAGGAGGAGCGAAAAGCUGCAGCAGCGCAAGAAAAGAAGAAAAGACUGCUUGAUCAGGCCUCUCUGGGGGAGAACAGUGUAAGAGAGGAUGACGAUGAUGAUGAUAAUGAGGACGAAGAUGAAGAUGAGGGUGAUGACAAUGAGGAGACAGAAGAUGAAGGUGAUGACAAUGAGGAGACAGAAGAUGAAGGUGACAAUGAGCUUGAGAGCGAUGAAGGUGAAGAAGAGAAUGAGGAAGUGGAUGAGGAAGAGGAAAUGCCCAGAGUGAGCCAGAGUACUAGUCAAUCUCAGGUAGCUGAAAUGACUCCGGAGGUUGUAGAUGAAUGUGUUUCGAUAGAAAGAAUCACUUCCCCAGUAAAGGAACAGGUGACUAUAAAAGUCUCACCUGAAGGACAUUCUGUGGUUGUUGUGGAUCAGGCAAGCUCAUCAAACAUUCCUUCCACUGUAGUCAGCACUGUCAAACCUGAUGUAAAUACGAUGCCCUUGAAGAAAAACACAACUGCCUCUCCUGCUCCAAAACAUAAACAGAUUUCUAAUCCUGCGUCUAAGACACCAGAGGAAAAGAAGGAGGAAGAAAAAGAGACCGGAAAUGCUGACAGCGAAAGCGACUUGGAAUCAUCUGAGGAUGAGGAAAAGCCAUACUUUGAUGACAGCACAGAGGAGCGCUUUCACAAGCAGUCAUCCAUGGAAGAGAGUGACGAUAAUGACUUCUUUAUUGGCAAAGUAAGCAAAUUUAAGAAGAAGAAAAAGAAUCCUGUACAGGGUGAGGAAAAGACAAAUGAUGCAAAGAAAAGUGCCGGCGAGGACACUGUCAAGAGUGACUUCAAACACUCUAAAUUUGAAUCAGUCUUCUGUAAUGCCCUUUCAAGAGGCAGAGGCGGGUCUCAGAAACCCAGAGAUGGAUUUGGUGGCAGACCACCACGGUUUCAGAAACAGAUGAGACAGCCAGAGGGAGAUUAUAAAGUUCCAGGGGAGAGGAGGCAAAACCAGGACUACCCACCAAACAGGAAACCAGGGCCGUCGUCCUUCCAAAGUCAGAAGUCUGCUUCCAGUAGUAAUUGGGGGCGUACGGAGAGAGGCUCAUUCGGAGCAGGAAGAGGCAAGCAACCAUUCGACCGUCGGCAAAACCAGAGUCAGAGCCAGAGAGGGUCAUAUGGGAAGACCUUUAACUCUUCACGUCAAACUACAGAGGCGUUGCAUCCAUCUUGGGAGGCCAGCAGAAAGAGAAAGGAGCAGAUAAGCCAAAUCACAGCUUUUCAAGGGAAAAAGAUCAAGUUUGACGAUGAUUAAUUUAGCUGGUCUUGACUUACCGCUAUAAGAACUUGUAUAAUGAUUUUUUUAACAGAUGAGUCAACAUGCUAGGAGACUAUUUUUUCUCUGAGUAUUGUAACAUUUGUGCUCAACAUAAGUAGAAUAAUGUCUUUGUUUUGUGCUUGUGAACAUUGGAACCUGUUUUGUAAUGUUAAUUAAUUACGUGUUUCCUAACUUAGUUUUUCAUGUCAUUAAACAUUUGCCCUUGUAAA